Hirundo rustica (Barn swallow) is the source of this 7619-nucleotide messenger RNA. It is a transcript of the gene EXOSC7, whose product is annotated as exosome component 7. NCBI's taxonomy places the organism in Eukaryota, Metazoa, Chordata, Aves, Passeriformes, Hirundinidae. Gene Ontology annotation, biological process: U4 snRNA 3'-end processing; U1 snRNA 3'-end processing; nuclear polyadenylation-dependent mRNA catabolic process. Gene Ontology annotation, cellular component: nuclear exosome (RNase complex); cytoplasmic exosome (RNase complex). The coding region runs from base 25 to 897 and encodes 290 amino acids. The transcript is spliced from 8 exons. The record is from RefSeq and is a predicted model, not a curated record.
AGGUGCGGGCGGGAGGCGGCGGGAAUGGCGUCCGUGGUGCUGAGCGAGGCGGAGAAGCUCUACAUCGUGCACGGCGUGCAGGAAGACCUUCGUGUAGAUGGUCGAGGCUGUGAAGACUACAGAUGUGCAGAAGUAGAAACAGAUGUUGUAUCAAACACAAGUGGAUCUGCAAGAGUAAAGCUGGGAGAAACUGAUAUCUUGGUAGGCAUAAAAGCUGAAAUGGGGACACCGAAGUUGGAGAAACCAGAUGAAGGUUACCUGGAAUUUUUUGUUGACUGUUCUUCAAAUUCUCCUGAGUUGGAAGGCCGGGGAGGAGAAGAACUUGGCACUGAUAUAGCAAAUACACUGUACAGAGUAUUCAGCUGCGAGAACACUGUAGACUUGAAAUCCCUUUGUAUUAACCCCAAAGAGCACUGCUGGGUUCUCUAUGUGGAUGUAUUGUUAUUGGAAUGCGGUGGGAACAUCUUCGAUGCAAUCUCUAUUGCAGUGAAGGCUGCUCUCUUUAACACAAGAAUACCCAAAGUGCGUGUUCUGGAGGAUGAAGAGGGCACCAAAGAGAUUGAGCUGUCUGAUGACCCUUAUGAUUGUAUUCGACUCAACGUAGAUGAGGUGCCCUGCAUUGUCACACUAAGCAAAAUUGGAUAUAGGCACGUGGUAGAUGCUACCCUUCAGGAAGAAGCCUGUUCUUUGGCAAGCCUGCUUAUUUCCGUGACCAGUAAAGGUGCCAUCACUUCUUUGAAGAAGGUGGGGAAAGGUAGCCUGGAUCCUGAGAGUAUUUUUGAAAUGAUGGAGACAGGACAAAGAGUAGGCAAGUCACUUCACACAGCCCUUCAGAAGAUUUUGGAUGAAGAAGAGAGUUUGGGGACUUCACGACCAAAAGUUGGAUUUCUGGGAUGAGUUUUUAUUAAAUGUUCAAAACUGUUUUAAAUUGAUUUUGCAAUCUUGUCAGUUUGUAUAUAAAGAAAAGGUUGGGGGUAUUUUUUUCCAGUAAAGUCAUCCUCCUGGCUAAGAGGCUUUCAGAAUGUUACUAAGCAUAAAGAAAGCUACAGUUAAACGCAAAUAAGCAAAUUUGAGUUGCUUUCCAUACUGGUAACUGCUGGCACCUAGGAAGUGCAGCAGCAGCUGAUGCUGUUGCCUGGGAGGUGCUUGAGUCUGUUUUCCAGAGUGACUGGUGUACUUUUCCACUUAAUUCUGUUUGCAGGUGUUUCACUUCUGUAAACCAGCUGCUGUGUUCUAGAAUGCAUAUGGGGUUGUCUUCAGUGCAGCACUAACGAGAGCAGCACGAGUUGGAAGUCUUCCUUAAAAUUACCUUACUAUUCUUUGAAUAAAAUGUGGCUAGAUUUUACUAUAAAUACAACAUGGUCCCAAGUUCCCAAUUCAUAUUUUAAAGCAGGGUUUGUCUACAACUACCUCACAAGGGGAAGCAGGGGAGCAGGCGCUGAACUAUUCUCUUUGGUGACUGGUGACAGGACUCGAGGGAACAGCCUGAAGCUGUGUCAGGGGUGGUUUGGGUUGGAUAUCAGGGAAACAUUCCUCAUCCAGAGGGUGGCUGGGCACUGGAACAGACUCUCCCAGGAUGUGGUCACAGCACCAAGGCUGACAGAGCUCAGGAAGUGUUUGGACAAUAAUUGCAGGCACAUGGUGUGACUCUUGGUGUCCUGCACAGGGCCAGGAGUUGGGCUUUGAUGAUCAGUUCCUUCCUCCUGAUGAGUGAGUUCCUUCCUCCUCGGGAUUGAUUUCCUUGCUCCCUAGAGCUCUACCUAUCCCUUCUGCCAACAGGUGCAAUAGUAACCCAGGCACAACAUGUCUCACUGUGGCUAAGGAGAAGGGACACAGCCAAGGUAGAUGGGAAACUAAGUUGAUCCUUAAGAGUUUGAUAAUUCAGCUGGAAGAGCAUAGUGUCUGUCAAUAAUGAUCUUUCACAGGGAAAAGCAGAGGAUUAGAGACAAGGCAUGGAUACAAGUUGCAUUAUCAGGUGUUGAAAGCGCUGGAUUCCCUCCCUAUAUCAACUGGAUGGCCCAGUGUCUUGGUUUGAAAGACAGGUAUCUGCUAGGGAGAGGCGGGGCCUUUCUAGGAAUGGGGAAUUCCAAUCCCUUCCCUCCAAGUUAUUAUAAUUUAGUAGAUUAAAGAGGCUUUUCAGUCAGAGCUAUGGGGAAAGGAAUAACAGUUCUUUACUAGUAAGUAUAACAAGGCAAACAAACAACAACAACUACAGCAUUAAUAAUAAACAGAGCCAGGAACCUCGAGGGGCUUUGUUUCACAAAGCCCAGGGCAGUCUCAUCCCUUGGGACCCCGAGAGCACCAAGCUGGAGUGGUGGAAACUCCCGGGCUGGUGACUGGAGCUGCAGGAUGUCCCCAGCAGGGCAGGGGGCUGUCCCGGCAAAGUGAGCAGUGCUGAAGAAGCCGUGACGGCUGGACAGGGCUGGCCCAGCUCCAGCAGGGCAGGCGAGGAGCUCCGAAUUCCUGGGCACUCCAGCAGAUGAUGGACGGUGGUAGAAUUCCCAGGGCCGGACCCUCCGUUUACAGUGGACUCCUCCUGGAGCAAGACGCCGCCCGACCAUCCUCUCCGAUGCCGAGAGCAGAAAAAGAAACUCAGCUCCCCCCAGCACUGUCCUUUUCCCUCCCCCAAACGUUGUGUGAUCGUCUGCCUCCCCUGCCACGUCUUUUUGUGCUAGUCAAGUACCCUCUAAGUAUCGGCACUUUGUUUCCUAGUAACUUAUGGGGAAAAAUUCUUUAAGACAAAAAGCAACAAAUCUAACCCCCAACACCCAGCAAAGAGUGAGAGGUGUUUAUUUGGCAUGAUUGGGAGACAACAGAUGGAAAACGUCAAAGAAGCUGAUUUUUAAGAAGCUGAUAUUUCAACUGCAAAUGUUAAGGAUUGUUUUGAACAAACUUUAUGGCAGAAGUUACUGCAAUAAUCCAGGAGUUGUUUAGCUUUUACUCAAGCAACAUUUUCUGAAUUUUCUGUUUCAGUUUUCUAAUAUCCGAUUGAGAAUAUUCUCUUGACUUGGGGAAAAGGGAAGGAAGGCUUUUGCUGAAGGAGGGCUGUAGAUACAGGACAGAACAUAUUACAGCUCAAACUAAUAAGCAUGAUCACAUUAAAAUAUAUGGAGUCCCCAUAUAUUAAGGUCCCCACAUUUCUACAGUCCUUUUGCUAGAGCUCAUAGUUAUUCACAUAGUUAUUCAAGGUGACUGCAACAGCACUGUGUAUUUCAGGUGUGUGUAGCCACUGCUGUAACAAACAGUGCAAUAAGUAGGCAGGUUGUUAAAAAAAAAAAAAAAAAGAAGAAGUUGUCUCCCAAAAUUUGCCCAAGGUUUUUUAUUUUGAAGGGUUGGGAUUUUUUCAGAACUAACGGUUGAGGUAGGUUAUAAUGGUGCUGCACAGUAGUAGAGCCAAGAAGUGACAAUAAGUGUGCGUAUUGCCUUUUAUCACUUCAGCAGAGUUAUUCUGUGUGAGGCAAAUGCUAACCUGACAUCAGCUUUACAGUAGCUGUGAUCCACUCUUUGCCAUGCAGAGCUGCUUGUAAAAACAUAGAAAACUGAAGGGAGAAAAAACCUUUAAAGUAUCUUAGACUUAUCACAGGCAGGUUUUUUGAUCACAUAUUGUUCAGUGUUUCAGAAAAUGGUUAAUGUGAAUGAGACUGCAAGUCUUGAACCUCAGCCAUUCUCUGAAUGUUUUAUUGCAGAUUUGUGGUUGGAGACCAAAAGCUGCCCCGAGUUACACUCGGGGUGAAUUUUGUAACAUGGAUAGUGUAAUUCUACACAGCCUUCCAGCUGAAGGAUCUCCAAGCAUUUUGCAAGUUACAUCAAUUCAGAUGCUUCUUUUCCCCUCUCCAGAUCCUUUUAAUUUUGAAUAUAUAUUUUAUGAGAGCUGGAGGUGGUGGUGGGAAAAGAACCAUCACUGUGUUUCAAGUGCGUAAACUGACGCCUCUGUAGAGGGAAGUACACGUGCGCUCCCUUCCCCAUUUCUUAAUAAGGAUAGCAAAUAUUUAGCCCUCUGAGAUCCAGGCUGUGUUCUCAAGAGAGAGACUUGGUGCCAAGCACUUCCUCAGAGCAACACUGUAAGUUAGCUUGGUGCCAGUGUCUGCAGUGCCUCCUCUACACGUGUGUGUCCUUCUCCAGGUCUUCUGUAGCUGAGUGUGCAGGCACAGAGUGAAUUCGGGGUCCCGAGGAGUCCUGUGCCUUCUGUGUCACUGCUUCCUAUCUGUUGGCAUGGAAAAGAAGUGGUGUGGAGAGUGACCCCAGUUCAGAUGGGGUCUGCUUCAACCCCUGAGACGUAAAUAAUGAGCCCAGCCAAAAGUAUUAAAGAUCUGCUAGUUGGUCUCAGCUGCCCCUGGAGGUUUGCUGCUACAAGCUCAUGUCCCAGAUGGAUAAACAAAGCUCUAACAGGGGUAAAAGGUCCUGCAGCUCUCCUAGCUGAUACAGUAUCUGCCAAGAAAUCUGUGAGACUGUGGUUCUCAGGCAUGCUAAAGGCUAAUUUCUAUUUUCUUUGCUCCCUUUAACCCCUCCCUUCUAUUCCAAACAAAAAUAGCAAAAUUUUAAUAGAGACUUCAACUGAGAAUGCCCCUGUUCCCAUCUGGGUUGGUGGAAAGUUCCAUGUGUUGCUGUGCAGAUACUGCCACGUUUUCAUUGACUCGAGUCCAGUAGAACUAAGAGGAAACAUCUGUGGAGUGGGAUAGCUCUCUGUUUGUCCCAGAAAUUAAUUGCUUCUGCUGGGAGUGUCGAGAGGCUGAAAGCUGUGUACUCGAGAUGAGGAGUCUAGCAACUCCUGCUCGGCUUCUACUCGUGUUGCCUAAAAAAGCACCCACCUGCAAUUUACCUGUUUCGCAGGGGCAGCAUUCCCCUCGAAGCAGAAGAGGGCUAGGCUGUAGGUCAGUGGACCUGGCAGAUUUACCAAGCUCGCCUGCAGUCAGGCUUUAAACGAAGCCUUUAUUCAGCACAGCCUGCCGUAAAGACAAAUUGGUGUGAGCCAGAGCCUGCUCACAGCUCCUGUGAGACUGGAUGAGACUGGAGUAUGCCAGUCUCUCUUCAAGGGAUUUGGCACCUUGAUUUGACAUAGACAAAUUUCUGCAUCUGCUUUGUAAGCAGCAAUAACCUGAGGUUUACCCACUUCAGCUAGGACUGCCUCGAGCUUUUCUUUUGAGCUGCAGCAAAUGUCACUGCCUUCCCCAGCAGCGGGAUGUUCUCCAGCCCUGCUGUGGCACGGGUUUGCUUUGCCUGUGGAAGUGGCCACUGGCACCCAGAGAGUGGAAGAAACAAAGCUGUGACUGGUGAGACCUGAGCACUCCAGUCCUUACCCCAGAGCCUUGUUCUCUCUGUUCCUUUAACACGCUGAGAAAAAUGCAAGAGCCGGUGUGCAACUGGUACUGAAUCUCUUCAGCCAUCUGCCUCUGUGUGCUUUCUCACUGCUCCCCAACCUCUUGUCUCUUACUGCGCUCCUGCCCAAUUGCACUGCCUGCCCGUGCAAGGCAGCUUUUCCUUCUGAGGCAAAAUGUGGCUGCUUCUGUUAGCUGUGCCUCACAGAGGCUUCUUUUUCCUCUGUCGAAGUCCUGGACUUGCAGUGAUAAUGCUCAGCCACAGCAGGGCACUUAGGUAUGGGUCUCCCCACAGAGAAACUGCACUGCCUUAGGUUUUCCUUGGAUCUGUAUUUCUAGCUAUUUUCUUUGGGCUGCAUUUCUAGCUAUCCAGGAACAAAGAUGUUUUUGCUGUUGCUGCAAAACAUCAUUAGAAUCUCAAACAUGCUGCUAAUGACUCCCUAGUGAUGGUUUAAACCUCCAUUUCAUUGACUGGAACGCUUUUUAAUAAAGCUGUGGUUAUCUCUCGAGCUCUGUGAACAUCUCUGUUGCUAUCCUGAUCUCAAGAUUUGAGUAAGAUGGAGCAGCACAGGCAUGGAUGAGUUUUCAUGUCGCACCAUUUGUUGAUGAGAUUUGUUUUCCUUUACUUAGACAGAGAUCAUCAUAGCUGCUGCAGUCCCUUAACUUGUACCUUCUAAGAAGAAUUCUCAGGCCCAUUCGGAUUUCCUCCACCCAGCUGGCUGUGGCAGGGAGCAGUGUGCUCAGGUACUGGAGGUACUAGGAGCCACCAGCCUGCAGACCCUCCCUUCCACAGGAGCUCUCUCACUGCCCCUUCUCUCUGGGUUUUGGCAAAUGGUAAGUUUAGCUAUUUCCACAGCUGGAAACCCAUGGGUUGAAAAGUUAGGGUUUAAGUCUGUCAUGGGUUAGUACAGUUUGGUUUUUUAGUUAUAGAAAAAUGUAAAAUAAUUCUCCAGGUCAGGACCUGGGAAUUGCUUUAAAAGAGACAGGGACUUAUUAGAGAGUUAGUUGGAAUAUUGACAUUUAUUUUGACUACUGAAAUUGUUAGCUAUAUAAAACUCUAUGAAUUUCUUGUAGGUGGGUCUUUUUCUUUAUUUCUUUUGGCUAGAGAGAGACAGGUAACAUUGAGCUGGGCCUGCUGCUCCCCCCUUUUGGGGGGAGCUGGCCUGAGACCUGGCUGGAUUCCAUCGGCUCCCAGGUGAAGGGGGGGAAGGAGAGGUUGCUGCUUUACAACAACUACUUACUUCAAAUUUUCUUGGAGCAGAGAAAAUCUCUGCUGGGCCCCUGAUGGGAGCUAUGGGCACUAUUUGGGGCGAGGCCACCCCAAUUUACACUGAGGGGUGGGCUGAGAAGGCAUUUAUGAUCCUGCCUGGGUUUUUUUGUGAUUCUGGACUGCUUGAGUGCUCUAAUCUCUGAUGUUUCUGUGAGUUCUUCCUCUUUCAUCAGCUCAGCUUUAAACAUCUAACACUACGAGCUACAGAGAGAGAGAGACAAAGACUCUGAGCAGAUUUAACUCUUUCUUAGCAACAUGAAGCUUCCAGAGCUUGGCCCUUCUCUGAGAGAGUAAGGAAAGACAGAGUGAACAUAAAGACCAACAGCAUGAAGUCAGUAGCAAGAGUAAAAAGACUAUUGGGACAGAGGGUUGAAGAGUUGGUUAUUCUAUUCUUACUUGAGCCAUGGAAAUAAGCUCUAUAUUUAGGUUAUUCCUUUAAAUCAUGAGAAAGAUAUGCAUUUGGAGAGAUGAUUGUUUUGCGUGUAGAUUUAAGCAAAAGUGUUUGUGAUGAACUAAGUAAUAUCCUAUAAGAUGCUUGAACAGAGGUAAAGAUGAGAAGCCCCCUGCGCCAGUGAAGAAGUGAGAAGGUAUCUCUGUACAUUGAGGUGAAGAAUCCUUUGCUUUGGAGUUCUUUAUCUUUAAAAGGUGACGCCCCAGUAUGCAAAAGUCUAAGACCCAUGACCCAUAAGCAGCUUGGGAAACUGCUCCUUGGAGGGUCACAAAAGCAGGUUUCUCAGGGCGGUUGUUUUUGUGACAGUUUAAAACCCACAAGAGAACUGUUCUAAGUUGUCAGUGGGAUCCAUGACUCAAAAAGAGACUCUUCCCCUAAUUAAUUGAUGAAAGACUAUUAUCAGAUAAUGAAACUGACUGAAAAUUACAAGUUUUGUCUCUUUAUGUUGUUUUGUAAGAAAGUGAACAAUUUAUAAGGGGAGGGAAAAGUGUUUUUUUGAAGUUUCAUUCCAUUUUACUUUUUUUCCAACUCUCUGUUUUUCUAUUCUUUUAGUGUAUGUUAAUAAACUAUUUGUUAAUUUUAA